UAGGUUUGUGCAUACUCUACCAAAAGUUAUAUCCAGUGCUGAUUAAGUGAUUACUGUGUGCUGGAAGUGAUUAGAAUAUAAGCACUCUACUGGUAUUGCCACUUCACAGAUGAUAAAGUGAAGAAUAAGAAGUUAAGUUUUGGGUUCAAGUUGAGACCUGGUGGUUGGAGGUGGAAGGAAAGAGAAAAUGGAUUCUUAUUUUUCAGCAGAGAACUCAACUCUGGCCAUUAAUAUGAAUGAAACUUUGUCUGCAACAGUAACUCAUGGAUUUAAUUCCACCAGCGACCCACCUUCAAUGUCCAUAACAAGGCUUUUCCCAGCCUUGCUAGAGUGCUUUGGCAUAGUCCUUUGUGGCUACAUAGCGGGAAGGGCCAAUGUCAUAACUUCAACACAGGCCAAAGGACUGGGAAAUUUCGUCUCAAGAUUUGCCCUUCCAGCUUUAUUAUUCAAAAACAUGGUUGUACUUAAUUUCUCUAAUGUGGACUGGGCUUUCCUAUAUAGUAUCUUAAUUGGCAAGGCCUCUGUGUUUUUCACUGUAUGUGUUUUAACCUUAUUGGUUGCCAGUCCUGAGAGCCGAUUUAGCAAAGCUGGACUAUUCCCUAUUUUUGCUACACAAAGCAAUGACUUUGCAUUGGGAUAUCCUAUAGUUGAAGCUCUGUAUCAAACUACAUACCCGGAAUACCUCCAGUAUAUUUAUUUGGUGGCACCAAUAUCUCUUAUGAUGUUAAACCCUAUAGGGUUUAUAUUCUGUGAAAUCCAGAAGUCUAAGGACACUCAAAAUGCUUCUCAAAAUAAAGUAAAAAUUGUGGGACUUGGAUUUCUACAUGUGUUACAGAACCCGAUAGUAUUUAUGGUCUUUGUUGGCAUUGCCUUCAAUUUUAUUCUUGAUAAAAAGAUCCCUGUAUAUAUGGAAAAUUUUCUUGAUGGACUUGCAAAUUCCUUCUCUGGAUCAGCCCUGUUUUACCUUGGUCUGACAAUGGUAGGAAAAAUAAAGCGACUGAAGAAGUCGGCAUUUGUCAUGCUUACUCUCCUCAUCACGGCUAAACUCCUGGUGCUGCCCCUUCUGUGCAGAGAAAUGGUAGAACUCUUGGACAAGGGUGACAGUGUGGUGAACCAUACAAGUUUGUCGAAUUAUGCCUUUCUCUAUGGCGUCUUCCCUGUAGCCCCAGGAGUGGCUAUCUUUGCAACACAGUUCAAUAUGGAAGUAGAGAUUAUAACCUCAGGAAUGGUAAUAAGCACAUUUGUGUCUGCUCCAAUCAUGUAUGUUUCUGCCUGGUUACUGACCUUUCCCACCAUGGAUGCUAAGCCAUUGGCAUAUGCCAUUCAGAAUGUUAGUUUUGAUAUAAGUAUUAUCAGUCUGGUCUCCUUGAUCUGGUCUCUGGCUGUUCUUCUCUUGAGUAAGAAAUACAAGCAGCUUCCUCAUAUGCUUACAACUAAUUUACUCAUUGCUCAGUCUAUUGUUUGUGCUGGAAUGAUGAUAUGGAAUUUUGUUAAAGAAAAAAAUUUUGUUGGACAAAUUUUGGUGUUUGUUCUAUUGUACAGCUCCCUGUACAGCACCUAUUUGUGGACAGGCCUUCUAGCCGUUUCUUUGUUUCUUUUAAAAAAGAGGGAGAGCAUGCAGAUCCCUGUGGGAAUUAUCAUAAUAUCUGGCUGGGGAAUCCCUGCUCUCCUUGUUGGUGUGCUGUUGAUAACUGGAAAACACAAUGGAGACAGCAUUGACUCCGCCUUCUUUUAUGGAAAAGAGCAGAUGAUCACCACAGCAGUCACCCUGUUCUGCAGCAUUGUGAUAGCUGGUGUGUCACUCAUGUGCAUGAACCGUACCACCCAAGCAGGCCACUAUGAAGGUUUCGGCCAAUCUCAGAACCACAAGCCAGUAGAGCCUGCAAGCACUGCAUUUGAGGAGAGCCAAGCACCAACAAAUGAACCAGAACUCUUCCCAAGUUCUAUCCCAGAGAGAAGUUGCUGUUCUUGUUCCUUGGGAAAUGGUGACCUAUGCUGUCCAUCAACAGAGCCAGUAAUGAAUGCAAGUGCCAGUGGGCCUAUGCCUUCUUCCAUUGAGAAAACGGACCACUGUGUGAGUCGCUGUGAUUCCCAAAGCUGCAUCCUAGCCCAGGAGGAAGAACUGUACCUGCAGACUGGAGACCCCCAACUGACUCGACAUGUCCUGCUGUGUUUACUUCUCAUCAUUGGCCUGUUCGCUAAUCUCUCUAGUUGUUUAUGGUGGCUGUUCAACCAUGAGACUGGACGUUUGUAUGUGGAACUGCAGUUUUUCUGUGCUGUGUUUAACUUCGGCCAGGGAUUUAUUUCCUUUGGAAUCUUUGGUUUGGAUAAACAUUUAAUCAUCCUACCUUUCAAAAGAAGGCUUGAAUUCCUGUGGAACAAUAAGGAGACGGCAGAAAACAGAGAAUCCCCUGUUUCUGAGGAGAUAAAAAUGACCUGUCAACAAUUUGUACAUUAUCACCGUGACCUGUGCAUCCGAAACAUUGUCAGAGAAAGAAGGUGCGGUACAAAGACCUCCGCCGGGACUUUCUGUGGCUGUGACCUGGUGAACUGGCUAAUUGAAGUCGGCCUUGCCUCUGACCGUGGUGAAGCUGUGAUCUAUGGGGACAGACUAGUGCAGGGAGGAGUCAUCCAACACAUCACCAAUGAAUAUGAAUUUCGGGACGAGUAUCUGUUUUACAGAUUUCUUCAGAAGAGUCCUCAACAGAGUCCUCCUGCUGUUACUGUAAGCAACCCCCAACAGGUAGGCUAUAAGGAAAGUGGCCACUCAUCGCCAUCCUCACUUUCCCCUAAGACUUAAAUUAUGAACUCGAAAACCCCACGUGGACUCGCACCCUCUAGCCUUGCAUCUGGCACUCUUAGCUGCGGGUCCUUGCUCGGGCAGGCUACCUUUCUGAGCGUCUGCCAUCCGUAAGUGGCAAAUGCAUUCCUACCCAUACUGACAUGCUGUAACCUUAUGUGUGUGGAAAGCACAUAGGAAACUGACAAGAGAAACCUGGAGUUAAACGUUCUGAUGAUGAAUACAAUAAUGCUAUAGGUGCCUCUAUUGUAACAAUAUUUUAAAAUCAUUUCUUUCUGCAACUGUUCGUUAUAAUUUCAAAGUCACUAUCCAACUGGCUGGUAGUUUUAAAUUGCCGAAUUUGGCAGGAUUGCUGCUCUAAAAAUGAACCUUAAGACAACUUUACAUUUAUCCAUAAUACUUCCCCCAAAAGACUUAUAUUGUUCUAGUAAAAACUUUUAUUUCUUUUUCCACUUCUUUGACAAAUACUACCAUUUAAAAAUUAAAGCUACUGUUUUGUUUCUGAGAUAAGGUCUUGUGUAGCCAGGAUGGCCUCAAAUUCCCUAUGU
Molecule: messenger RNA, 3348 nt
Organism: Cricetulus griseus (Chinese hamster)
Lineage: Eukaryota; Metazoa; Chordata; Mammalia; Rodentia; Cricetidae
Source: RefSeq, a predicted model, not a curated record